Messenger RNA from Marmota flaviventris (yellow-bellied marmot), 1044 nucleotides. The record is from RefSeq and is a predicted model, not a curated record. Lineage: Eukaryota; Metazoa; Chordata; Mammalia; Rodentia; Sciuridae.
AAAACUCAAAACACCAAAGUAUCAGUUCAGCCCACCAAAGCAACAAAUGUCAAUAAACAACUGAAACCCACUGCUUCUGUGAAACCAGUACAGAUGGAAAUGUUGGCUCCAAAGCGUCCUUCUCCCACACCUGAGGAUAUCUCCAUGAAGGAAGAGAACCUCUGCCAAGCUUUUUCUGAUGCCUUGCUCUGCAAAAUUGAGGACAUUGAUAAUGAGGAUUGGGAGAACCCUCAGCUCUGCAGUGACUAUGUUAAAGAUAUCUACCAGUAUCUAAGACAGCUUGAGGUUUUGCAAUCCAUAAACCCACAUUUCUUGGAUGGAAGAGAUAUAAAUGGACGUAUGUGUGCCAUCCUGAUGGACUGGCUGGUUCAAGUCCACUCCAAGUUUAGGCUUCUGCAGGAAACUCUGUACAUGUGCAUUGCUGUCAUGGAUCGAUUUUUACAGGUUCAGCCAGUCUCCCAUAAGAAACUUCAGUUGAUUGGGAUUACAGCUCUGCUCUUGGCUUCCAAGUAUGAGGAGAUGUUUUCUCCAAAUAUAGAAGACUUUGUCUACAUCACAGACAAUGCUCAUACCAGUUCUCAAAUCCGAGAAAUGGAAACUCUAAUUUUGAAAGAACUGAAGUUUGAGUUGGGUCAACCCUUGCCACUUCACUUUUUAAGGCGAGCAUCAAAAGCUGGGGGAGUUGAUGUUGAACAGCACACAUUAGCCAAAUAUUUGAUGGAGCUGACUCUCAUUGAUUAUGACAUGGUGCAUUAUCACCCUUCUAAGGUAGCUGCGGCUGCUUCCUGCUUGUCUCAGAAGGUUCUAGGCCAAGGAAAAUGGAACUUUAAGCAUCAGUAUUACACAGGAUACACAGAGAAUGAAGUACUGGAAGUCAUGCAGCACAUGGCCAAAAAUGUGGUGAAAGUAAAUGAAAACUUAACUAAAUUCAUCACCAUCAAGAAUAAGUAUGCCAGCAGCAAACUCCUGAAGAUCAGCACGAUCCCUCAGCUGAACUCCAAAACCAUCAAAGACCUCCCCUCCCCUCUGAUGGAGAGGUCCUAG